AUGGCAACCUUAUCCUUUGUUGCCUUCUCACUAUGCCUCCUCUUCUUCUCCUUAGCCCAAGGCCUCAGCAACAACCCCCAAUGUAGUGAAGCCAAAGACCAGGGCUCUAACCUUCAAGUCUUCCAUGUCUACAGCCCAUGCUCUCCUUUCAGACCCACCAAACCAAUGUCAUGGGAGGAGAGUGUGCUCCAAAUGCAGGCCGAUGACCAGGCCAGGCUCCAGUUCUUGUCCAGCCUCGUGGCCAAGAAAUCGGUUGUUCCAAUUGCCUCCGGCAGGCAGAUCAUUCAGAGCCCUACGUACAUUGUGAGGGCCAAGAUUGGCACCCCACCUCAGACCUUGCUCUUGGCUGUCGAUACUAGCAAUGAUGCUGCUUGGGUCCCAUGUAACGGCUGCGUUGGCUGCGGUUCCAAUGUCUUUAAUUCUGCCAAAUCCACAACCUACAAGACCCUCGGUUGCCAAACUGCUCAGUGCAAGCAG
Molecule: messenger RNA, 477 nt
Organism: Prunus avium (sweet cherry)
Lineage: Eukaryota; Viridiplantae; Streptophyta; Magnoliopsida; Rosales; Rosaceae
Source: RefSeq, a predicted model, not a curated record